Loxodonta africana (African savanna elephant) is the source of this 1366-nucleotide messenger RNA. RefSeq names its product FUN14 domain containing 1 (gene FUNDC1). Gene Ontology annotation, cellular component: mitochondrial outer membrane. Gene Ontology annotation, biological process: autophagy of mitochondrion. Lineage: Eukaryota; Metazoa; Chordata; Mammalia; Proboscidea; Elephantidae. The transcript is spliced from 5 exons. The coding region runs from base 151 to 618 and encodes 155 amino acids. The record is from RefSeq and is a predicted model, not a curated record.
GGGAGGGGGCGGGGACUGGACGUGGCGCCUGGAAGAGAAGGAGGAGGAAGAAAGAGAGCAUAGACUUUCGCACCGGCCUAGAGCGGCCCUCAAAGUGUAAAAGAGAGGAGGGUGGGCGGGGACCACCCUCAACAGGCCCCCAGCGGAAUCAUGGCGACCCGGAACCCCCCUCCCCAAGAGUAUGAAAGUGAUGACGAGUCUUACGAAGUGUUGGAUUUAACCGAGUACGCAAGAAGACACCACUGGUGGAAUCGAGUGUUUGGCCACAGUUCGGGACCUAUGGUAGAAAAAUACUCAGUAGCCACUCAGAUUGUAAUGGGUGGAGUGACUGGCUGGUGUGCUGGAUUUUUGUUCCAGAAAGUUGGAAAACUUGCAGCAACUGCAGUAGGUGGUGGCUUUCUUCUCCUUCAGAUUGCCAGUCACAGUGGCUAUGUGCAGAUUGACUGGAAGAGAGUUGAAAAAGAUGUAAACAAAGCAAAAAGACAGAUUAAGAAACGGGCAAAUAAAGCGGCACCUGAAAUCAACAAUAUAAUUGAAGAAGCAACAGAAUUUAUCAAACAGAACAUCGUGAUAUCCAGUGGAUUUGUGGGAGGCUUUUUGCUAGGCCUUGCAUCUUAAGGACGUGAAUGUUUUAUCAGUGGAUUCAACUGUGACGAGCAGUGGUGGCAUCAAGACAGCCUCUCAAUAGCAUGUGCCACCAGAUUCUCCAGGGCAAGGAGAAACAAUUACCUGGACAAUACUGAAUUCGCAACUUUAGUGUUUUGCCUUCUGAAGCUUGGCAAACUAGUAUCUGCUGUAAAAUACCCUGUGUCGUAUGUGUAUAAUAGUAUUCCUGAGCAAAAACUUUGAUCCUUUUAAAAAAAAUUGCAUCUGUUUAGAAAUUAGCCUAUAAAAUAUCAUCAAAGCAUGUAGAUGUGGAAAGAAAAAAAAUCUGUUUGUUGGACUACUCUCCAGUGAAAUAUUACCCUCGUUUUAUUUAAAUAAGAUGUUCUUCAUUAUGGUUUAUAGUAUAGUACCAAUAACUAAUCAUUUGUAUUAUUGCUUCAACAUUAGAGCUGAGUUUUAUUUUGAGAAAUGUUUGCAAUAAAUUGAAGAACUGCAGUGCCCUUUUGUGGAAGGAUUUAGAAAUAAUAGAACUACUAAAGAUAUUAAACACACUCUACUGAUAUAAUUUAAUACCAAUUUUUAAGUUUUUUUUCUAUUUGAGCUUUAAUGUACUUAUGUUUACCUGCAGUUCUUACUUUGCUUAAAUGAUAACUAUAGUAGACAAUUUCAAAGAAAGCCCUUCUAAGCAAAUACUACAUGUCCAAAGCUCUUUUUUCUUUUUUUUGUUGUCUGUAGUUAAAAAAUAUCUUCUUGUAUAUAA